AGCACCGCAACAACUCUCUCUUCCACCUACCGUCUGCAACUUUUUUUUCUCUUUUCCUUCUUUCUUCUUCUUCUUUUUUUUUAUUUCUUAAGUGUGUCUUCUUCCAACCACCAACCAUUGCUGCAACUUCUCUUCCACCUACAUUCAAUCUCUUGUGAAGCUCAGCCAGGCCAAUCUGCACUAUUUCGACGCACAACUCCCUGCUUCUUUCACAUACAGCUCAGCAAGAACGUUCCAAGUCUGAAGUAAAGAAGCAAGUGAGGCUUAUGGAAGGGCAACUCGGUCCACGUGACUCACUUCCGACUCUCUCGGAGGUGGUGGUUGAGUCUUCAACAAACGGCCAUCUUCAUCUCCUUCACUCUCGUAAUGCUAACUCUCUCAAUCCUUCUUCGGAAAAAACGAAAGGUAAAUGGGAGACUCUGGUACUUGCAUACAAGACACUUGGUGUAGUGUUUGGAGGGCUUGUGACAUCACCACUUUAUGUGUAUCCAUCAAUGCCAUUGAGGUCUCCAACAGAAGGAGACUACUUGGGGAUUUUUAGUAUUAUGUUUUGGACUCUUACGCUUAUUGGUGUUGUUAAGUAUGCCAGCAUAGCUCUCAAAGCUGAUGAUCAGGGAGAAGGUGGAACAUUUGCCUUGUACUCAUUACUUUGUAGGAAUAUGAAUAUUGGAUUUCUUUCUCCCAAAAAUGUAUCUUCCAACUUGGGUAUUUCACGCUCUGUUUUGCAUGAUGGUACUGAAACUAAAACCAGGCUGGGCAAGUUUUUUGAAAAAAGUAUUGUUGCCCGGAGGGUAUUGCUUUUCAUUGCUAUGUUAGGCAUGUGCAUGCUUAUUGGAGAUGGAAUACUUACGCCUGCUAUAUCAGUGUUAUCUGCAAUGGAUGGAGUGAGAGCACCUUUUCCUUCUGUCAGUAAAUCUUUGGUGGAAGCUCUUUCUGCAGUAGUUCUAAUUGUUCUGUUCCUGCUGCAAAAAUUUGGCACCUCCCGUGUGAGCUUCCUUUUCUCCCCCAUCAUGGGUGCAUGGACCUUCAGUACUCCACUUGUGGGAAUUUAUAGUAUUAUACACCAUUACCCUAGUAUAUUCAAAGCUUUAUCACCCCACUACAUAGUCCAUUUCUUUUUGAGAAAUGGAAAGGAAGGCUGGCUGUUGCUUGGAGGAACUGUCCUCUGCAUCACAGGUUCUGAAGCAUUAUUUGCAGAUCUUGGUCAUUUCAACAGGAGUUCCAUUCAGAUAGCUUUUCUGUUUACAAUAUAUCCAUCACUUGUUCUGACAUAUGCGGGGCAGACAGCGUACCUGAUCAGGCACCCCAAUGAUCAUGAUGAUGGAUUCUAUAAGUUUAUACCAGAAGCAAUCUACUGGCCUAUCUUUAUCAUAGCCACAUCAGCUGCAAUUGUUGCCAGCCAAUCAUUAAUAUCAGCCACCUUUUCUGUCAUCAAGCAGUCUGUAGUGCUGGACUAUUUUCCUCGGGUCAAGGUGGUGCAUACAUCUUCCAGAAAGGAGGGCGAGGUCUACUCCCCAGAAAUCAACUACAUACUUAUGGUUCUUUGUGUUGCUGUUAUACUUAUCUUUGGAGAUGGAAAAGAUAUCGGAAAUGCUUUUGGUGUUGUUGUUAGCUUAGUCAUGCUCAUCACCACCAUAUUAUUGACACUAGUCAUGAUUAUGAUAUGGAGAACUCCAUCAAUCUUAGUUGCACUCUACUUCUUGGUGUUUUUCACAAUGGAAGGUGUUUAUGUGAGCGCUGUUUUCACGAAAAUUCCUGAGGGUGGAUGGAUUCCUUUUGCCAUAUCUUUUUUUCUUGCCUUCAUUAUGUUUGGAUGGUUCUAUGGGAGGCAAAGGAAGAUAGAAUAUGAGUUUACUCACAAGAUUAACUUGGAAAGACUUGGAAUUCUAUUAUCUGAUCCAGGUGUUCAAAGGGCUCCUGGAUUGUGCUUCUUUUACACCAACAUUCAAGAUGGGCUGACUCCUGUCCUUGGACAUUACAUUAAAAAUAUGAGAUCUCUUCAUAAAGUUACCAUUUUUACUACUCUCCGGUACUUAUUGGUUCCUAAGGUUGCUCUAGAAGAGAGGAUUGUCAUCAACAAACUAGGCCUUAGAGGAGUUUACGGAUGUGUUAUUCAGUAUGGCUAUGCUGAUUCCCUGAAUCUUGAAGGUCAUGACUUUGUAAAUGAAGUUACUGAUUUCUUGAAGGAGCAUAUACAAAACCUCUCGGGGUGUAUAUCAUCCAAUCCUAUGGAGAUCAAGGAAGACAAUUCUGAUCUAGAGGAUGCAAAGCGGUCUGGCGUGGUGCAUAUUCGAGGGAAGACAAGGUUUUACAUAGGGAAUAAUUGUGGAUGGUUUGAUAGAAUAAUACUUGCGUUUUAUGAAGUCUUGCGCAAUAAUUGCAGGUCGUCAUUGCCUGCCUUUGGCGUGCCAUUACCGCAGCGCAUUGAGGUGGGAAUGCUGUACGAGGCAUAAGAGUAAAGUGGAAAUGUAAGAUUUUGAGUUCCAAGAAGUUGCAUAGGAUAGAUACAUUACAUAGUGAAGAGGGAAAAUUACAAGUAUAUUGUUCCUCAUCAGAAAUGUUUGGAUUUGAA
This is a messenger RNA of Pistacia vera, 2572 nucleotides long. Its product is annotated as probable potassium transporter 17. The coding region runs from base 267 to 2453 and encodes 728 amino acids. Gene Ontology annotation, cellular component: membrane. Gene Ontology annotation, biological process: potassium ion transmembrane transport. NCBI's taxonomy places the organism in Eukaryota, Viridiplantae, Streptophyta, Magnoliopsida, Sapindales, Anacardiaceae. The record is from RefSeq and is a predicted model, not a curated record. The transcript has 9 exons. Gene Ontology annotation, molecular function: potassium ion transmembrane transporter activity.